This is a messenger RNA of Anneissia japonica, 2809 nucleotides long. RefSeq names its product zinc transporter ZIP12-like. The transcript has 14 exons. Bases 427 to 2517 code for a protein of 696 amino acids. Gene Ontology annotation, biological process: intracellular zinc ion homeostasis; zinc ion import across plasma membrane. NCBI's taxonomy places the organism in Eukaryota, Metazoa, Echinodermata, Crinoidea, Comatulida, Comatulidae. The record is from RefSeq and is a predicted model, not a curated record. Gene Ontology annotation, molecular function: zinc ion transmembrane transporter activity. Gene Ontology annotation, cellular component: membrane.
GACAUUUUACGUACGUAUAUCUCCUUUCCGUCAAAUAAAGGUUGGGUAUUAUGUAUUAGUUCAACUAUAGGGAGCAGAAUGUCAACUGUUAUAUUUUGUUCUGCAGAAGUUAUAGAUGUUCUAUCUGUAUAAAUUUGAGACCGCUCGUGAGGAAAAUCAAAGUGAACAACAAAGUCUUAAGUGUCCAUCCUACCUGCUAAUCCUUCUACCACACUACGUAAGCUAGGCCUAGAUCAUGAUACACACUAGCUACAUAGUGACUCGAUAAGAAGUCUUUGACAAUUGCGUGCAUGCGACAUAAACACAUUGCGACUCAGCUAAUCCGCUGUAUUCGUUUUUGUAUUCAUUUAAAUGCCUGAUUGGAUUUGGCUUGUUAUGCAAAUGAAUUUAAUAUCGUCGAAAGGUGAAUUAAGGCUGUAGACCGUAAUGUGUUGCACACAGUACGAAACACACCUGAAAAUGGCGGCCAAACUUUUUUUUCGUCUCGUGUGCAUUGUACAACUACUAGCGGUAGCACAAUUUAGCCUUUUCGCCAGCGCUGAACACGAUCAUGACAAGGAACACAUCGACGCGUUUCAGCUUUCAAAUGGAUUUCUCAACGAAUUAGAAGUACAAACCAAAGAAUAUCCAGAAAAUAUCACAAUUUCAGGGAUAUCGUUGUUAGUAGAGAAUAUUUUGAAACGAACAAACUGUUCAGGGCAGACUGGACUGAAUGAGACAAUAUGUAAAGAGUGCUUUGAUCCUGAUCACCUAUUUGACAUUGUCGGAGCUAAGACAGUCGAGGGUUUGAAUGAAGAGCUGUACCAUAAGUUGUCCGUAGUCCUCUUGAAUACCAUUUCCUCUCAGUAUGAAACCUGUCUUACUCAAAACACCUAUGAACAGCAUUACGCUUCCUAUGUUGGCAAUGAUGACGAUUUUACUGAGGAGGAAUUCAAAUUGAUUCUAAGAGAGGUUGCAACUAUAUAUGACGCCGACAUUCAUUAUAAGUGUUUUACGGCAGAGGGUUCUUUCGAAGACAUUGUAGUAAACCACACUAAUGGAGCGAACAUAGCAGAAGUGCAAGAGCUAGCAGGCGCAGUUAUCUACAACCUUCUCCGAGGAUAUUGUAUAGGAGAGCCGACAGCCACUAAUCCCGAGUCAUUUAUUAACGAAAUAUUCGAAAUGUAUGUGGUUGAUGAUGACGUCAUUCAUGAGGAAGGUUUUGAAUCGAUGUUAGAAAGUCUUGGAAUUGGGGAGAAAAGAGAACAUGGUGACGAAAACACAAAUAACAUAGACGAUAAUCAUAAUCAUCGGAAGAAGAGAAACGUUGACGACCACGAUCACGAAGAAGGCGAUGACCACGAUCACGAAGAAGGCGAUGACCAUGAUGAUGACCAUGGAGAGAAACAAUGCUACAGUGGGGAAAGUUUAUUAGACAUAUUCGGCAUUGAUCACGAGUCCGGACUUCAUCAGGAGGAUCUCGAGCGAAUAUGUCCAGCUCUUUUGCAGCAGGUUCUUUCAAAAUCGUGUGAAGAGGAACAUCAAGAAGAAGAAACAGUACAAGAGGAAGAAGACAAGGCUAAAGUAUGGCUUGCUGGUUUAGGGUCUGUAAUCAUCAUUAGCCUGGCGUCUUUAGGCGGUGUGGUAAUUUUGCCAUGCAUCGGUAAGGAAUCUUAUUAUUACAUCAUCCAGUUACUCAUUGCGUUGGCGGUAGCUACUCUGGCUGGUGAUGCAAUUCUACAUCUGCUACCACAGGCAUUUGGUUUACACGCACAUGGGGCAUCAGAGGAUACGCAUGACGAUGAAGACCACGGGCCACUCAGCGAAGAGUUGGCAUUUGUUUGGAAAGGUUUCGCUGUAAUGGGUGCUAUCUAUGCAUUUUUUCUUCUCGAAAAAAUCAUGGGAAUGUUGAUGGUUACUCAUCGCCCUCUAGAAUCGAAUCACAACCACCAUCACGACUUCCCUAUGAAGGAAAACAAACAAUUGACGGCAUCCACCACUCACUUGAAGGAGGAUGGUAUUGAUGAUGAAGAUUCGACGACAAACGGUGGCUUUUUUAAAAGACUCUCAUCUAUGGCAAUUAUGAUACUACUCGGUGAUACUAUGCACAACUUUGGUGAUGGCCUAGCAAUUGGAGCUGCUUUCGCUUUGUCCAUGGGCACCGGUGUUGCGACAAGCAUCGCUGUUCUUUGCCACGAACUACCCCAUGAGUUCGGUGAUUUUGCUGUACUUUUGAAUUCCGGUUUGAAGUUCAAAGAAGCUUUGCUUCUCAACUUCUUAAGUUCCUUGACGGCGAUCGUGGGUGUCUGUAUCGGUAUUGAAGUUGGAGAGAACGAAGAGGCGCGCCAGUGGAUAUUCGCUGUUGUGGCUGGUAUGUUCUUGUACGUGGCCUUGGGUGACAUGAUGCCGGAGCUUAUGCACCCCAGCAAAGGUCACAAAUGGCUUGUAUUCCUUGUACAAAACAUUGGUUUUCUGGUCGGAACCGCCAUUAUUCUUAUCAUCGCUCUUUACGAGGACUCAAUUUCCAUCGAAAUUUAGCAGACUACCGUUGAAAUAAAUUGUCUGUCUUGAGCUUACAGCCUUGAUCAAUAACAUUUUUAAUUUGACUUGCUCCCUUUUUAUACUUUGUAGUAAUAGUGAACUGUAUAAUCAAUGGCGAAUCUGGGAAGAACUACCUCCUCUACUUCAAAACUCUGUUAAUGUUUCCUGUUUUAAGAAUAAUUUAAUUAAGCAUUUUAUUUCAUUUUAUGUUUCUGAUUAGUUCUGAUUGUUUUUGUGUAUUUCAUUUUAUACGAAGGAUAGGGAGCAAAUAUUGUUCGGGCUUUCGCCC